Laccaria bicolor S238N-H82 is the source of this 1695-nucleotide messenger RNA. Its product is annotated as glycoside hydrolase family 30 protein. Gene Ontology annotation, molecular function: glucosylceramidase activity. The coding region runs from base 1 to 1695 and encodes 564 amino acids. Gene Ontology annotation, biological process: glucosylceramide catabolic process. The transcript has 16 exons. NCBI's taxonomy places the organism in Eukaryota, Fungi, Basidiomycota, Agaricomycetes, Agaricales, Hydnangiaceae. The record is from RefSeq and is a predicted model, not a curated record.
AUGCAGACUUUCCCCAUCCUCAUAUCUCUUGUCUUAGCUGGCUCUGCGGCUUCUCAGCAAAUUUGGGAUAUUUGGCAAACAACAUGGGAUCGUUCAAAGCUCUUCAGCUCCUUGUCUCCUACUUCCCCCAUCAACUUCGUCACGCCAGGUCCGAUUGGCAGCGCGGAUAUCAUCGUCAACGAUGCGAUAAAAUUUCAGACUAUUGCUGGUUUUGGAGGCUCUCUCACCGACUCAUCUGCUCUCGUUUUGAACAACUUGAAGUCAACCAACUCUCAAAAUUACUGGACGUUGCUGAAUCAUAUGUUCUCCCCAAAGUAUGCCGCUAACGCCGCUGGUCUCAAUUACAUUCGUGUUACAGUUGGAGCCUCUGAUUUUUCUGCGAACCUUUAUAGUCUAGACGACAGCAGCGGUGAUACAUCUUUCAGCAACUUCAAUAUCAACAAGGUCCCAUCCUAUGUUUUUUCCGUUCUCAAGGAUAUUCGGGGGAUCAAUUCUAAUCUCAAAGUCCACAUCAUCCCACGGUCCCCGCCAGGUUGGAUGAAAGAUAGUGGGAGUAUGAAUGGCGGAUCCUUACAGUCAAAAUACGUCCCUACUUAUCCUACGUACCUUCUCAAAGCCGUACAAGGUUUUCAAAGUCAAGGAAUCGCCAUUUAUGCAAUAUCUAUUCAGAAUGAACCCCAGAAUAACAAUCCUACAUACCCCACCUGCACAAUGUCGCCCGCUAUUGAAGCUCUGAUUGGCGCCGCACUGCGUACGCUCCUCAAUAUCAACGGUCUUUCAACUGUCAGAGUCAUUGGUUACGAGCAUAACUGGGAUGACGCUGGGGAAUACCCAGUGGCUCUGGACCUCUGGACGCUGGAAACUCCUUCGCCGGCGUGGCGUUUCAUUGCUACGCUGGAGCUGUUUCUAACCAAGAUUCCUUCCACAACUCCUUCCCAGCCAAGGAAAUCUACUUCUCAGAUGGUACAUGAAACGUACUUUCAGCCCGCUGCUGCCAACUACCACACUCCUCCUGUUCACCCCCAGCAACGACAGCGGGGAUACCGUAUUUGCGACCAAUGCCGUACUCCAGAGACCCAAUCUCUUAAGUUCCGCUUCUGUGGAGGUUGUCUGACGACCCAAUAUUGUACUGCCAACGCGACCACUGGCCCCACCAUAAAGCAAUCUGUCAGCACACCGCGGUCGGUAUCCAAAGCCGCCAUUGCCGCUGCGUCUUCCUCCCCAGCCGCAGACGAACACCUCGCGAAGAACCUCCGCAAGUUCGCUUCUGCCCAUACGGCGUUGUUGGGCUGGGCUGGUUUCCAGGCGUUGCAACUCAAACGUGUCCCGGCUAAUAUUAGGCAAAACGCAUUGCUCAUUGACUUGAGCUACCAUCCUCACGCUGAGUCGCAUCGUCGAUUUUCGAUACUCUCGACCCACAUUGUACCGAGGACCUACGUCCAUGACCCGCUCGUCAUAGCUGACAUCCAGCGGCGCGAGGAACGGUGCAGGUAUAGCGGGGGCAUUGGCACGCCCGUCGUCAUUAUCCAAUGUGGCGGUGUCUCCCAAGUUAUGCCCGUUGAAGUCGAUCCGCCUGCGAAGAUUACGUGGGACUCGAGGGACGAUUGGGCGAGUGUGCUCGCGCUCUUUGUGGAGAGCGGAAGGACGGAUUUUAAGCCGAUAUCGACUACUUCAAGGGGGGUGUAUUAUGGAUGA